AUCAGUAUUCAGUAUUCAGUAUUCACGAUGCCUUGUUGGUACUUUGAAAGGAAAGAGAUUAAAAAUUCUCCUUCUUUUAGAGAUGGCAUUGAUACUGCAACAGAAAAUCGAUACAGACGAGAAGGAGCACGGUUUAUUAUUGACGCUGGAACCAAGAUGGGACUACGUUAUGAUACCUGUGCAACAGGUGUGGUCUAUUUCCACAGGUUCUACAUGUUUCACUCCUUCAAAGAAUUUUAUCGUUAUGUAACUGGCGCUUGCUGUCUGUUUCUGGCUGGCAAAGUGGAAGAGACACCCAAGAAGUGUAAAGAUAUUAUCAAAAUUGCACAAACUUUGCUAUCACCUACCUCCUUUCUAAGAUUUGGUGAAGAUCCCAGGGAAGAAGUGAUGACCAUGGAAAGAAUCUUGUUGAAAACUAUAAAGUUUGACCUACAAGUGGAACAUCCAUACAGCAUGAUGCUCAAAUUUGCCAAAAUAUUUAAAGGUGACAAAGAAAAAACCCAGAAAAUGGCUCAGAUGGCUUGGACAUUUAUUAAUGAUAGCCUGUGCACAACUUUGUGUCUCCAAUGGGAGCCAGAGAUUGUGGCCGUGUCUCUGAUGUAUCUCGCCUCCAGGCUGACCAAGUUCGAGCCCACUGACUGGACAGGAAGGUCCAGCAGCAAAGCCAAAUGGUGGGAGGACUUUGUGGAAGGCAUGUCCAUGGAGCUGAUGGAAGAUAUCUGCCAUCAAGUCUUGGAUCUGUAUUCUGCAAAGCAAAAAAAACUUGAUGCUGACUCACCACCACAGAGUCCAGCCAAACCCAUCAAGCAGCCCAGUUCUCCGCCUCCACCCCCUCCACCGGACAGAACACCAGGGAAGAGGAGUAGAGAGGAUACCCCAUCAGAAGCCGAACCUGUAUCUAAGGCAGUGAAAGUAGAAAAAGAGGUCAAACCUCCAACCUCUCACAGUAGCUCUACCAGCACUGCAGGAGCACCUAUCCCAGUAGCGCAACAUAUAACACCGUCGACUGGAAGUCACUCUAAUUAUGAUGCCAGUGGAAUAGAAUAUUCAUCAUACAAUCCUUACGUGUCAUCUCAGAUGUACACUUCUUCGUUCAUGUCGCAGGAAGGAUCUCAAAAUAUUCAGUCCAUUCUGGCUGGUACAGUGGCUCCACCUCAGCCAGUGGCGCCAUCCUAUGUAGAGCACCACGGCCACCACCCCCCAACCUCAGAAAGCUCCCAGUAUCCACCUCCUGCCCCACCGUCUGAUUUAUCCUACUCGUACGCACCCCCUCAGGCACCCUACCCGCCGCCAUCCUUGCCACCUCCCCAUACCUAUCCACCUCCCCCCACCUCUGCCCCAUCCUAUGAUCCCUAUCCCAUGCCUGCUUACGCUCCACCAGGAUACCCUCCUCCCCCUCCAGCCUCGCAGCCUCCUUCCCACCCUUACCCUGCCUCCUCUCAGCCUCAGCCCUACUCUAACUACUACCCUCAGUCUUCAAAUGUCCUGCCGCCUCAACACCCCCCGCCCCCGCCGAGGAUGCCAAAUUAUCCCCAGCCCCCUUACCCACCCCACCAGCCCCCAGGACCUCAAGGAGGUGCUCCCAACUACAACCAACAGCCCCGUCACCGUGGAAAUUAUCACAAACAGGGCAAACACAAUUCGGGAGCUCAGAGAAAAGACAUUCCCGCCUUGACUGAAGUUAAAAUAGCUGGGCGCACAGAUUGGAAUCACCCCUAGUCUACUUUUCAUGUUGUUAGAAUCAUUU
Molecule: messenger RNA, 1747 nt
Organism: Biomphalaria glabrata
Lineage: Eukaryota; Metazoa; Mollusca; Gastropoda; Planorbidae
Product: cyclin-K-like
Exons: 10
Coding region: 28-1719 (563 amino acids)
Biological process (GO): regulation of transcription by RNA polymerase II; positive regulation of DNA-templated transcription, elongation
Cellular component (GO): nucleus; cyclin/CDK positive transcription elongation factor complex
Molecular function (GO): cyclin-dependent protein serine/threonine kinase activator activity
Source: RefSeq, a predicted model, not a curated record